Messenger RNA from Passer montanus (Eurasian tree sparrow), 1179 nucleotides. RefSeq names its product DNA-directed RNA polymerase II subunit RPB1-like. Gene Ontology annotation, molecular function: DNA binding. The record is from RefSeq and is a predicted model, not a curated record. Gene Ontology annotation, biological process: DNA-templated transcription. The annotation marks the transcript as partial. Lineage: Eukaryota; Metazoa; Chordata; Aves; Passeriformes; Passeridae. Gene Ontology annotation, cellular component: RNA polymerase II, core complex. The transcript is spliced from 6 exons.
CGCCGGUGCCUCACAGCGCUCAGUCGCGCCUUGAGCGCGGAGCGGCCGGAGUGGAAAAGGGGAAGCUCCGUGCCGAGGGCUCCGUGAGGUGCCGGUUCCCCGGAGGGGUUAAAGCUCCCCGCUCCCUCAACCCCUCCGUGAAGGGGUCGGUUCCGAGCAGUCGGAGCGGCGCGAGGCCGCGGCCCCACCGGCGCCAUGCACGGCGGUCCGCCCUCGGGCGACAGCGCCUGCCCGCUGCGCACCAUCAAACGAGUCCAGUUCGGGAUCCUCAGCCCCGAUGAGAUGAAACGGAUGUCGGUGACUGAGGGGGGCAUCAAGUACCCCGAAACCACCGAGGGGGGACGCCCCAAACUGGGGGGGCUCAUGGACCCCCGGCAGGGUGUCAUCGAGAGGACGGGGCGCUGCCAGACCUGUGCUGGGAACAUGACGGAGUGUCCGGGCCACUUUGGCCACAUCGAGCUGGCCAAGCCCGUGUUCCACGUGGGAUUUUUGGGCAAAACCAUGAAAAUCCUGCGCUGCGUCUGCUUCUUCUGCUCCAAGCUGCUCGUGGACUCGAACAACCCCAAGAUCAAGGACAUCCUGGGCAAGUCCAAGGGGCAGCCCAAGAAGAGGCUGACCCACGUCUACGACCUGUGCAAGGGCAAGAACAUCUGCGAGGGGGGCGAGGAGAUGGACCACAAGUUCGGGGUGGAGCAGCCCGAGGGCGACGAGGACCUCACCAAGGAGAAGGGCCACGGCGGCUGCGGGCGCUACCAGCCGCGCAUCCGCCGCUCGGGGCUGGAGCUCUACGCCGAGUGGAAGCACGUCAACGAGGAUUCCCAGGAGAAGAAGAUCCUGCUGAGCCCCGAGCGCGUGCACGAGAUCUUCAAGCGCAUCUCGGACGAGGAGUGCUUCGUGCUGGGCAUGGACCCCAAAUUCGCCCGGCCCGAGUGGAUGGUGUGCACCGUGCUGCCCGUGCCGCCGCUGUCCGUGCGCCCGGCCGUGGUCAUGCAGGGCUCUGCCCGCAACCAGGAUGACCUGACCCACAAACUGGCCGACAUCGUCAAGAUCAACAACCAACUGCGGCGCAACGAGCAGAACGGGGCGGCCGCGCACGUCAUCGCUGAGGACGUCAAGCUGCUGCAGUUCCACGUGGCCACCAUGGUGGACAACGAGCUGCCCGGCCUGCCCCGGGUAGAA